GUUCAACGCAUCAAAGCUUAUCCAACAAUGAUUGUCCACAGUAACAUUUGUAUUUAGAUACCAAUUGAUAUUAUGUAUCUAAUCGUUGCAUGAUACAUGUACUUGUAGAUACGAAGCGUAACUUGUAUUUCCUAACUCUAUUUGUAAAGUAUUCUAAUUAAUAAAACUUUUAGUUCCUCCGUAGCAUGUUAUUUCGUACAGUGUAACUUUUCUAUAACCGAAGCCUUAACAAUCCUUUAUGUAACUCGAAUGGCUCCAAAUUCUCCGUACUCCAAAACUGAAGAGUGUGCUUAAUCUCUUUGUUUUUGUUGUAUUCCAUGUUUCAAACUUUCGUCAUACUUGGAAACUUCAAAGAUUUUCUUGUCGUAAACUCCUGUUGUUUCAUCCCGAUAAUUUUCCUACGUGUGUGCUACAUAUACUCUUUGAUUUCAUUCCGUUUGCCUGUAAAAUUAAAGUUUCGCAUGUACCGAAUAUUCUAAUUAAACGUGUUUAAAUGGAAUGUACCGCUGUACUGCUUGUAAGCGAACAAGAAUGCAUAAUCUCGUAAAAAUGGAGCAUCCAAGUCGCACGGAACACUGAACAAUCGAAUCCUUACGAUACUUCGGACCAUCCAGAAUGUUAUCAUCGAAUGUAAAUUGACAAAAUACAAUGGAUGAAUCCACGAGCAUGUACAAAUGAAGCGUACACACCUACCCCCAUAGAACAUGUAGCAAAUGUGGCUACUCAUGGGAUUUGGGUGGUGCCAUCCAUCAUGGGUGGUUUAGAGCUCGUCCAACGUUCUACAACUAAGACACAAUUGGUGUCAGCUUGUGUAUAUGGUACAUCUUUGAUUCUUGUUUUCGCAGUGUCCACAUUUUUCCACAGCGUACAUUACUACAAUUACAACAGGCAACUGAAGGACGCCCUGCAUCGCUGUGAUCGCGCUAUGAUUUACGUUUUCAUAGCAGCCAGCUAUUUUCCUUGGUUGAACGUAGACUACUUCCCAGACGAUGAGUUGCUGCACUCUAUGCGCUAUGUUGUCUGGAUCAUGGCGAUAAUGGGAAUACUUUAUCAGCAAGUCUUCCACGAACGAUACAAAAUGCUGGAAACUAUUUUUUAUUUAUUUAUAGGAAUUGGUCCUAGCGUUGCAAUUAUCAAUAAUAAUAGUUAUUACAAUAUUACCGAACUAAAACUGGGAGGAAUUAUUUACGUGUUUGGCCUGGUGUUCUUUAAAUCCGAUGGUCGUAUACCAUGCGCGCAUGCAAUCUGGCAUCUUCUUGUCGCUGCAGCAGCUGGGUUUCACUACUAUGCCAUAUUAACUCAUAUAUUUCCUCCAUCUGGCUCUCCGGACAUUUUUACCCAACACAAACUAUUAAAGUCUCACAUCGAAGAGUUAUGAAAACGCUUGUUUCUCCUACAAAUUAGAAACAUUAGAAGCGACAAGAUCUAAAAUACAAUUCAAGAUUGAUUAGAAAUUAUGUAAACGUGAACGUUACAUAAUUGGAAAGUAAUUGUAUUAAGUACCUGAAGCGUAAUUCAAGUUGCAUCCAUGCAUCAUGGAUGUUUAUCCAAAUGUUACUAUGUAGCUAAAUUGUGAUUAAAUCAAGUGUGAAUUUUUAUAAUUAUAUGAGCAAAUUAUGACAUACAUGAUCUCUGUAACACGAUAAUCAAGUAACAAACAAAGUUGACUGACUGUAUUGGACUUCAAAUAAUAUACGUAUACAUUAUUCUUGUACUUUCAAGCGUACCGUGCCAAAUUAUUGUUUGUAUAUACAAGUAAUACAAUUUCUGAGCUCCAGGAGAAAGGAUGUUAAUUUUCUUGCUAGUUCUUUCGUAACGAGUUUGAUAAUACAUUAGACUGGUCUUUAUUUGAAUGACACACCCUCAGAUAUACCUUGCAGAUACAUACAACGAAAUUCCUGCAAAGUUUGAGCUCUGAAUAUUAAUAUUAACACGUGUUAUAAAUAAGAAAUACACGAAUUAAUGAAAUUAUUUGAAAUUUACCAGAGUUAUUACUUGCAACGAUAGGAAAAAGCCCUAACAAUUUCAAGUUUGUACCUCAAUUAUUUUCUUGUGUAUCGGCCCAGUAAAUAUUAAGCUAUUCUCUUUACUUGAAAUAUUUUUUUAAUACUAUCAUAAAUGUUUAGAAUAUAAAUUUUUCUUCAAGAAGAAUUUUGAUAUACUAACCUCUUGUAUAACCUGAACAAGAACCUUUAUUUUAUGGAACAUUUAAAAUAAUAUUACAAAAAUAUUUCAAGCAGAGAAAAUUUCAUAUUUACUAGGCUGAUAUAUAAGGAAAUAAUUGAGAUAAAAAUUUGAAAUUUGUGAGGCUUCUUCCUAUUACUAGUAAUAACUAAAUUUCAAAUCAUUUCAUCAAUUUUUACCUGAGUUAUGAAAAUAAAAGUAAUGGAUUGAAAACAAUCUAUGUAUUUUCCGUUUACAUUAAAUCAAAUUUUACAGGUAUAUCUUCUUCUGUAUUUGGAAGGUAUUUAGGGGGUGCGUAACAGAUUUUGGAAGUCAUUGAAAUAAGGACCACCCUAUAAUGCAAUGAUAUCCAAAGCUUUUAUUUCUAGCAAUUCCAAAUAGGUUAUUUAUAAUAUACUGGCUUUUGUUUACAACUUCCGCCCGCGCGAAUGAUGUUUGCUUGUUCAAAGUUGCUGGUUCAGCGUUAACGUAGCCUUUAUUUCAAGUAUGAGACGAUACUUGUAAUUUCUAGCGGUGAAAAGUUUCGCCUAAAUCGGUCCAAUGGUCUUUGAGGUUGUUGUGCCUAAUAGACAUAUAGGCAUAGAUACGCAACACCUAAACGGACCACUUUAUAUAAUUGUACCUAUUACGUAUUAAGAAUUCGAUAAUCAUUGUAAAGAAAGUGUACAGAAUAUUGAUACUUUCUUAUUUAUAUUAUAUUUUACAUUGUAACCGAAUAUGAUUUUUAUGUAUAUAAUAUGUGUAUUAUCGAUAGUGCGAAUUAAUAAAAAUAAGUAGCCUCGA
Messenger RNA from Hylaeus anthracinus, 2967 nucleotides. Its product is annotated as monocyte to macrophage differentiation factor 2. The record is from RefSeq and is a predicted model, not a curated record. Gene Ontology annotation, molecular function: pore-forming activity. Gene Ontology annotation, cellular component: membrane. The transcript has 5 exons. Bases 653 to 1378 code for a protein of 241 amino acids. NCBI's taxonomy places the organism in Eukaryota, Metazoa, Arthropoda, Insecta, Hymenoptera, Colletidae.